Messenger RNA from Protopolystoma xenopodis, 644 nucleotides. Lineage: Eukaryota; Metazoa; Platyhelminthes; Monogenea; Polystomatidea; Polystomatidae. The record is from the annotation of a GenBank genome assembly.
ACAAACUUAGAGGCUGGAACGGCUUAUGAUAAUCAGGAGACAUCAGAGUUCAGUUGGAUUCUGGGCUCCGGCUCGACCUCCGAAUCAACAAACUCUUGUUUUCCCACGAUGAACCUUUCUCGUCGACAGCGCCUUCUCCUAUGCUCCUCUCUUACUCUGGUUUCUAUCAUCUGUUUCCUGCUUGCCUGCUCCAUCUGCCUGCCUCUUAUAGCCACUCCCGCUGGCGCGAGAAAGUUUGUAUUUCUCGAGAGUCUUGGAAGCAUUCUUCUAAUUGCCGCUCUUGCUGUCCUGCUAGGCGUCUACCGGCUGGUUCAGGUAACUUUUUUGAGUCUCAGCCGGUUGCCCUUCACACUGAUAUACUUCGGGGCUCUAGCCCUAUCCAUCUACUCCAGCCUCAUUUUGAGAAAAGCAGUAUUUUCUCUAAUCGCAGUGCUUACGCAGCUCUCUAUAAUUCUUAUCUUCGUCCUCCACCAGAUACCGGGUGGGAAGGCAGGUCUUUGGCUGCUUACGAAGGCCGGAUCCAAAGUGCUCUUUGGCACCUUCAAAAUGAUGAUUCGUUGAGGUGGGUGGCAAUAAUCAUUUUUUACUUUAUACUACCCAUUAGAUCUGAUUUGAUUGGACUCUUCAUUUUGCUGGAAAAUUAA